This is a messenger RNA of Sinocyclocheilus grahami, 5331 nucleotides long. RefSeq names its product sterile alpha motif domain-containing protein 9. The record is from RefSeq and is a predicted model, not a curated record. NCBI's taxonomy places the organism in Eukaryota, Metazoa, Chordata, Actinopteri, Cypriniformes, Cyprinidae. The transcript has 3 exons. The coding region runs from base 209 to 5107 and encodes 1632 amino acids. Gene Ontology annotation, molecular function: protein binding. Gene Ontology annotation, cellular component: cytoplasm.
UAGUGUGUGCAGCCACUCAUAUGGGCAUAUCCAACACACUGCUUUAAAGCAGAAAAGACAAGCUGAAAUCUAGCAUGGUGCUUCAAGUACAAAGAACAUAAGAUAUGCUAGUGCUGUGCAGCACAACCAGAGGAGAAAUAUCAGAGAAGGAGAGACCAGUUUUAUCUGAAAAUCAUACGUGCUCAAAUAAUCAAGAGGAUUGGUGACAAUGAGUCAAAAAACAACACUUCCACAUCUAGUGGAGAAGUGGACAAAAGAGCAUGUACAUUACUGGUUAACUGAAGUAGUGAAAGUGGAUAAAAAAUAUGCAGACAAGUUAUAUGAUGAAGAAGUAUCAGGGGAAGCACUAGUUUGCUACCAGCCCAGUGAUCUGCAUUACCUUGGCAUUAAGCAUGGUCCAGCUGUUAUGAUUAGCAACAGAUUAAAGGAGUUAAAACAGCCUUAUGGAUCAGACUCUGCAUCCCCUGAACAUUCCCAGACACAGCAAAAAGAGGAUGGGUUAGAUACAACUGAGGAAAUCCAAGACCUUUCAACAGAUCAAACACAAAUAUCUAAAUAUACAGCAAAAAAAUCGAAAACAAAAUCAAGCAAAAAAGGAAAAUCUAAGAAAAGCCAGAAAUUAAACGUUAAUAAAGAUUCAAUGGAUAUGAUCACAAGUACCGAUUGCCAGACAAAAGAAGUAUUAAAACUGGCCCCUUCCCAAGAAAAAAUGCUUGAAGAAACUUCCAGUCAUUCAACCUCCAAAGAAAGUGAACUAAGAGAGGCAGCUGGCCUUAAAACAGUGGUUAUCGAUGCAGACAAAACUGAUAAAGAAAAGAUCAAAAGAAAGCCUGGGCAACACUCAUGUAGUCUCUAUCCAUUUGAUCACAAUGCUGCCUCUCAUCGAUACAUUCAAAACUAUACUUUACCACCAGAAACAGGACCAGACAAUCUGAUUGAUCCAGUUCAUGAGUAUAAGUUCAUGGGCAGAACAGAUGAUAUUCAUACAAUAAAGAAGAAGUUCAAUAAAGAGGUGUUUCGGUUUGCUGCUGGGUGUAUGAACAGCCGCACAAAUGGAACCAUACACUUUGGUGUAGCAGACUCCAAAGAUUCUCAAUAUACUCAUGCUGAGAUUAUUGGGGUCAGUGUUGACGACAAGGACACCAUCAUUGAUCACUUUAAUCAGGGUAUUAAAUCAUACUUUGACGAACACACAGAUGAAGCAAAGCAAUGCAUCAGACAACCACGCUUUGUAGAAGUGCUCUGCCCUGACAGCACCCUAUCUGGCAAAUAUGUCAUAGAGGUGGAUGUUGUUCCUUCCUACAGCAUAGUUCAUGGUAAGCUGUUUCAAAUCCAAACUCUGGAUGAGGACAGUCAAUGGAAAAAGAGCAAAGGAAAAUCACUUUUCAUCAGAGAUGGAGCUUCAACCAGAGAUAUCUAUAAAAUUGGUAAUCCAAAAGUCUUGCAUGACGAGCUGACUCGAAUGAAUGUCCAAGUGAAUGUUCUGGACAACAGGAGGAAGGAAGUAGAAAAGAAAACUGAAAGCAAGGGCACAUCAAACCAGGGGGAAAAGCUGAAGAAUCUGUUGACAUAUGGAGGAAGCAGAUUGGGUCAUUAUGAUUACUACAUCAUUGUAACAAACAAAAGUCACCCUGAACAACUCCAGCAUCUUCAGUUCAUGAAAACACUGAAAUUGUUCUGUGUGUUGGACUUUGAUCCAGACUCUGUAAAAAAUGGGUCCUGCCACAAUUACACAUAUGAUAGAAUUGCAAAUCUUCACAGACCAAGCCAGCUCCAUGGAGACCCAGCAGCAAUUGUGAAAAAUCUAACUUUGUACAAACAAACAAGCUGGGUAUUUUGUAAUGGCAGAGAAGACCUUGACAAUCCAGAAGACAAACCACUCAGACCAAGUGAAUGGUUAAUAGACAAUGCACAACAAAUACAAGACAUGAUCUCAUUCAUCUGCAACCCAUACAUUCUUCCUAGAGGACAUUUUUUAGUCAUAUUCCUCCUGCUCUCCACUGUUGAAGCCAUGAAUGAUCCCAUUUUUGACACAUUUGUGUCAUUUUAUAAAAACCUUGGCGGUACAGAGAACAUCUUAAGUAUAUGCACUUCCAGUGCUUCCUUUCAAAACUGGAGGGAUUUCAUUCAAGCCAGAUGUGAACAUGACAUCAGUCAGCGGAGUAUAUAUGACCUGGAGCUCAGUGAAAUCAAUGGGACAAUACUGAAACUGGCACAGAACAAGCCACAUGCUGAGAGGCUUCUUCCAUCUGCUGAGGGAAGUUCAGUGGUUCUCCAACCGAGGGAUGAGGACCUUAUGUCUUCUCUUGAGGUCCUCUGUGAAAAUGAGUGUGAGAAUGUCUUUGAUGAGAAUAGUCAAGAAUUCCAAGAAUUUCAAAUUAAAACAGAAGCUGAAUUCUACAAAGGCGACAAAGUGAAAUGGUGGAAUUUCUAUUUCUCUGAAAAAAAUUCUGCAAAACUAUUCAUAAAACGGGACAAAUAUGAUCAACUCAAACGUAUAAUUGAAUCUAAAACCAAAAAUCCAACAAGCACAUGUGUCAUGGUGAAUCUUUUUCAUCAUCCUGGUUGCGGGGGCACCACAUUAGCCAUGCAUGUAAUGUGGAAUCUGAGAAAGGAUUUCCGUUGUGCAGUUCUGAAGGACAACACAGCUUCCAAACAUGACGUAGCACAACAAGUUGCCUACUUGGUAAGGUGUGGAAAGAAUGAGACUUCACGGACAACACCAGUACUUUUAUUAGUAGAUGACUCUGAAGAGACCGAAAACACAGAGGAACUUCAGCAUUGUACACGGAAAACUCUUGACGAAAUAUCUCCCAGUGCACUUGUUGUUGUUUUAAAUUGUUUACGUUCAAAAACCCCAAAAGUGAGAUUCUCAAACAGUGUCAUUGAGAGUCAGUACAUUAUAGCAACUUUGUCUAAAGAAGAAAUGGAUGCUUUCGAGAGUAAACUAAAGGAACUGCAAGAAACACAUGAAAAACCAGAGAAUUUCUACAGUUUCAUGAUCAUGAAGUCAAACUUCAGUAAAGAGUAUGUUGCAAAUGUUGCUCGUAAUAUUCUCAAAGAUCUUGACACUGAAAAAAAACAAGCACAACUUCUCUCAAUCCUGGCAUUAUUGAAUUACUAUGUGGCUGAUUCAGCCAUUUCCGUGUCACUGUGUGAAGACUUUCUGGGCAUUAAAAGGAAUUUAUGGGGGAAGCAAACAGUUUUGGAUGAAAUGGAACCUCAGUCAUGCUUGCUAAUUGAGUUUGAAGCUGAAGAAUGUGGAGUGUACAAAGCAAUCCGUUUUGUUCAUCAACGUAUUGCAACCGAGUGUGUCAAGGAGUUGGAAGAUACACACAAAGUCACAAGAUAUGACAUAGUCCAAAAUUUGCUGCAUUCCGACUUAUUUUUCAAAAGUGGAAUAGGAAAAGAUAACCUCCUACAGUCAGUAAAAAACAUGCUAAUCACUCGACAACGCAAGGCAGAAGGUGACGAGAAAGACACACUGUUUUCACUUUUAAUAGAGGACAUCAAUACACAGAAUGACGGACUGAAAAAAAUCCAGAACAUCUUUACAGAAGCAUCGAGACGAUUUGAUAAGGACUUUGUAAUUCCUCAAGCCUUAGCAAGACAUUUAUAUCUGAAUGAAAAAAACUUUGCUCUAGCAAAGGAUUGGGCACACGCAGCCAAAACCAUCAAAGAGAAUUCAUACACCCUUGAUACAGUUGGGCAGGUUUCUAGAAGUGAGCUAAAACAUAAAAUUGAUUGCAACAAGCAAGAGAACAAGAAACCCACCCCUGAUGACCUGAGAGAGUAUCUGGAUUUAGCUGAUGCAGCAAUAAAAGCUUUCCAGAGGGCUCAAAUCUUGGCAAAGACAGAUGAUAUUCCUGAUCUGGAAGAGACACUUCAUAGGAAACCCAACACCUACAACAUAUCUGGAUACAUGAGUGAGAUUGACAUUGCUAUGACAGUCUUUGACAUUGUGAGGGGACUGCCGCUGUUUAAGGAGGAGGAUUCCAUGAAAGAUCAUUAUAUUCAGCAGUUUUUCAAAGAUAAAAUAUCUAUAAAAAACAUUCCCAUAUUCCAGAAUGAUACCAACAAAAAAAUGGUUGAUAUUCUUAUGGAGCAUGAACCAUUCCUUGUUUCUUUGAAGACACAAGUAGACAAAGCCUUUGACUUCCUUGAAGUUUUCUUCACUUACACAAGAGAAAAGGGCAUUGUUGACAAAGAAAAGCAGUUUAAGAACAGGGGAAAACUCUCAGAUCACUUCAAAAAAUACAUCUCCCUGUUUUGUUCUUCAUCUGAGGAAAGAUUAAAUGAGAAAAAACUUAAACCAAAACUCAGCAUGAACAUGGAAAUUGAGGAAUGUCGAAUGUUCCUAGAGGAAAACAGAGCAAACAAUUUUCCAAGAAUUCUUCAGUUUCUGGAGUUCAGAAAAAACGUUAUAGAGCAAAUUGUUGAAAAACAUUCCUUCAUAUUCAAGAACUGUGUCACCAAAUCUCUCAAGGACAAAACAAACCAUCUGCUUGCCCACAUAAUUCUAAAGCUGAAUAAGCCUAAAUCAACAUUUGCAAAAAGCCAAAAAGAACUCACUGAUCUUUUGAAAGAACUUUUGCAAGAAGCUGGAACACAGCAUCCACAUCCAGAGCCGUACUACCUUGCACUAGUGAUGCUGUGGCCUGGAAAAAAUGGCAUUGACCCCCGAAUAGCUACAUAUGUGGACAUGCUAAAAAAAUCCUCCAGAAAGCAACUCUUACACAUUUUCAGAGUCAGAAACCCAAUUGCUCACUUCUAUCUGGGGAAGUCUAAUGGAUUAGAAAGACUGGUUUCUAAAGCCAACCUUGACAGCGACUUCAGUACAGUAAGAGACCGUAACGUUCUGUGGCAAAAUGCAGAUAUUUUUAAGGAACAAGCGAUUAAAGACAAGCUCCUCAGAGUUAAUGGCAUGAUGGAGCUUGGUGAGCUUUAUGCUGAGUAUGGAAAGCUGAGGAUCCCUGUGCGCCGCACAUACCUUGGAAGACUAAGAAAUGGUCACAGUACAGAGAGGGUGACUUUCUACAUUGGCUUUGCUAUUGAUGGUCCACUCGCCUAUGACAUUCAGAAUGCAGACAUGAGGGUCGAUACAUGAUCAGCUGUCCAUGAUUUACUGACAGAGAGGAUAAUCAUCCUAACCUGAGUGUGAAACAGAAGAAUUGCACAUAAUAUGAAUAUCUGUGAGGAUGACACUUUUGCUAAAUCUUUUAUAAUCCAAUUUCUUUGAAGUGAACCUAAAUCUAGAAGCCGAUUCUCAAAUGAUAUCAUCUAUAUUAUGCUAUAUCAGUUAGAUAAUUUUUUUACUAGGGCUGUCAGUCG